This is a messenger RNA of Diaporthe amygdali, 444 nucleotides long. RefSeq names its product hpt domain-containing protein. The coding region runs from base 1 to 444 and encodes 147 amino acids. The transcript has 3 exons. Gene Ontology annotation, cellular component: cytoplasm; nucleus. Gene Ontology annotation, biological process: phosphorelay signal transduction system; phosphorylation. The record is from RefSeq and is a predicted model, not a curated record. Gene Ontology annotation, molecular function: histidine phosphotransfer kinase activity; protein histidine kinase binding. NCBI's taxonomy places the organism in Eukaryota, Fungi, Ascomycota, Sordariomycetes, Diaporthales, Diaporthaceae.
AUGCCCGAGAACGAGGAGGCUUUGCCCGACUUUGGCGACCAUGUCGACAUGGGCACAUUCUCUCAGAUCUUGGAGAUGGACGAGGACGAGAGCGAGCGCGAGUUCUCCAAACCUCUGGUCCUCAACUUCUUUGAGCAGGUUGAGGAGACCUUCGAGAAGAUGGAUACGGCCCUUGCCGAGAAGGACUUGAACGAGCUGUCCAGCCUAGGCCAUUUUUUGAAGGGAUCCUCGGCUACUCUUGGCUUCAACAAGGUUCGAGACAGUUGCCAGGUCAUCCAACAGUACGGCCACAAGCAAACGCUCGACGGAACUGACGAGCCCGAUGAGGAGGUCUGCCUCAGCAAGAUUACCGAUGCUCUCAAGACAGUCAAGGUCGAUUUUGCCGAGCUCGAGAAGGAGCUGAAGGUUUUCUUCGGUAGCGAGUCCGAAACCAACGAAGAUUGA